AGCCAUUCGAACAGCUUUACAGCGUUGCAUUGAUAAUAUUUCCGUACUUGUGAUUUAUUUCAUGGGCAGAUUGAUAUUCUCAAUGCACGGUUCCAAGAGGCUGCUUGGACUAGGAACUGCGGGUCCGCCGUCCACAGUUGUCUGAAUUUUCGAGCUCAGUGAGAAGCAUGGUAAUAAGAUCAUGAGAUCAGUCGUACCUAACCUGGGGAUCCUUCUGUUCUACCUCGUAAUUUGUAUCUCUUACGUUCGCAAGACAUUCUGAGCUUCUGACAACGAUGAACAAUACAGUUUUCUGUUCGGAUAUAUCAUCACCAGUUCACUGGACAAAAAGGAUUUCCUUAUGAUAUGUAAGGCGGGCCAAUAGUUGAAUUGCACUCUUUUUUUUUUUCCUAAUUAGGGUAAUUAAUCGUUUAUAAGAGCAAAAACCGGGAGAAGGCUUCAUUUGACAUGAGAAAGAUACGUAGUGGCGUCUCUGCAAUUCCCGGUAACAAUUUGUCAUUGAAGAUGACGGGGAAGCGGAGCAGGACGAUGAGCUUCUUUUUUGCUUUCUUCACCCUCCUAGUUUUUGGGGCUCUUUUCCCUGCCUUUGCUCCUCUCCCCGCUCUAUCUUCCUCAUUUUCAUCUUCACCGUCUCUCCUCCAGGACUCUCACUCGGUUAAAGCUCGAAAGUUUGACAUCUGUGAUGACAUGUUCUGGAAAGAUGGUCAACCAUUUCAGAUUAUUGGGGGUGACUUGCAUUAUUUCCGAGUUCUUCCUGAGUACUGGAAAGACAGGCUUUUGAGAGCCAAGGCAUUGGGCUUGAAUACCAUUCAAACUUAUGUACCAUGGAAUUUACAUGAACCAAGUCCUGGAGAAUAUGUAUUUGAGGGCAUUGCAGAUGUAGAAUCAUUUCUGAAGCUGUGUCAGGAGUUAGGUUUCCUUGUUAUGCUUCGCUCUGGGCCUUACAUUUGUGCAGAGUGGGACUUGGGAGGUUUUCCUGCUUGGUUACUUUCUAUUGAACCAGCUGUCAAACUAAGAUCAUCAGAUCCAACCUUCCUUAAAUUGGUUGAAGCAUGGUGGGAUAUUCUACUUCCUAAGAUAUCUCCUCUUCUUUAUUGCAAUGGGGGCCCUAUUAUUAUGAUCCAGAUAGAAAAUGAGUAUGGCUCGUAUGGAGAUGAUCAAAGAUACCUUUGUCACCUUGUUACUUUGGCUAGAAGACACCUUGGAAACAAUACAAUUUUGUAUACUACAGAUGGUGGUUCAAGGGAAACCCUUGAAAAAGGAACUAUUCGUGGAGCUGAUGUAUUUUCAGCUGUUGACUUCUCCACUGGUAGUGAUCCAUGGUCUAUAUUCCAGUUGCAGAAGGAAUUCAAUGCCCCUGGAAGAUCACCCCCUCUUUCUUCGGAAUUUUAUACAGGUUGGCUUACUCACUGGGGAGAGAAACUUGCUGAAACUGAUGCUAAUUUUACAGCGAAUGCGUUGGAAGCCAUUUUGUCUAAAAAUGGUUCUGCUGUGCUUUAUAUGGCACAUGGAGGAACAAACUUUGGAUUUUUCAGUGGUGCAAACACUGGUGGGAGUAGUUCCAAUUACAUGCCUGACCUUACUUCGUAUGAUUAUGAUGCUCCUAUCAAGGAAACUGGUGAUGUGGAUAAUUUGAAAUUCAAAGCACUGAGGAGUGUCAUAAGACAAUAUACUACAGUAGCACUUCCCCCAAUCCCUUCUAAUAAUGAAAAGAGUGGAUAUGGGACAAUAAAAGUUCAAAAACAUGCAUCUUUAUUCGAUAAAAUUGCCAAUGUUGACAUGGUUGAAUCUGAAACCCCAAUUCCAAUGGAGUUAAUGGGACAGAUGUUUGGAUUUUUGUUAUAUCUGUCUGAAUAUGCAGCAAAAGAAAAUGGAAACAUUCUUAGAAUACAUAAGGUACAUGACAGAGCACAAGUGUUCGUUUCAUGUCAAUCUACAGACGAUAGGAUUCCAACAUAUGUCGGUACAAUUGAAAGAUGGUCAAAUAGGGCACUUGAUAUUCCUUAUGUUGAAUGUGUCUCUAAUAUCAGCUUAUUCAUUUUGGUUGAAAACAUGGGUCGUGUGAAUUAUGGGCCAUACAUGUAUGAUAGGAAGGGAAUUUUAUCUGCUGUUUAUCUAGAUGGCAAUGUUCUCCAUGGAUGGAAAAUGUUUCCACUUCCUUUUGAUAACCUGAAUAAGAUGCUAGAAGUAAAUCCAAUUAUGCAAGUUGGAGAUUCUAGGAUUGCCAAGGCAUCUGUCCACAUGAAUGUAAAAGAUCAAACUAAGGCCAUCUCAAAGGGACCAGGAUUCUAUGUAGGAGAGUUCUUUAUUGACACUUUAAGUGAUGUUAAAGACACUUUCAUAUCAUUCAGAGGCUGGGGUAAAGGGUUUGCAUUCGUUAACAAUAUUAAUAUAGGAAGAUUCUGGCCGUUGGCUGGACCACAGUGCAACCUUUACGUCCCUGCUCCAGUUCUUCAACAAGGAGAAAAUGUUCUGGUCAUACUGGAAAUAGAGGCUCCAAAUCCUGAGCUUGUGGUUAAUUCUGUUGAUAAGCCAGAUUUUACAUGCAGCUGAAGCUUACAUCAGCUAUGACACUAAUUAUAUCCAUUCCACUAGUCAGCGUGUAGCAUUACCCAUUGGUAAGGGGAGAAGCUGGGGGACUCAGUCCAGUAUCAAUUGUUUUACUUCCUCUUUGUCCCAAGUGGCUAAUUCCUAAUUCCUCGUGUUUGUACUUUAUUAGAGUCGCUCUUUUUCAUUGAAUGCUACUGUUUAGUACUUUUUGUUGUAUGAAAUUACACAGAAGUGACCCCUGCAAAUGCACGGGUUGGUAUCAAAAUGCCUCAUUAUUUGAUUCA
Nelumbo nucifera (sacred lotus) is the source of this 2834-nucleotide messenger RNA. RefSeq names its product beta-galactosidase 17 (gene BGAL17). The record is from RefSeq and is a predicted model, not a curated record. NCBI's taxonomy places the organism in Eukaryota, Viridiplantae, Streptophyta, Magnoliopsida, Proteales, Nelumbonaceae. Gene Ontology annotation, molecular function: beta-galactosidase activity. Gene Ontology annotation, biological process: carbohydrate metabolic process.